AGAAGAUCCUUUCGCUUUAAAGAUGAAGAGUUUACUUCUUCUGGUGCUGAUUUCAAUCUGCUGGGCCGACCAUCAUUCAGACAACUAUACUCUAGAUCAUGAAAGAGUUCUUCACAUCCAAGAAAAUGGUCCCCGCCUACUCGUGGAAGCAGAACAAGCCAAGGUGUUCUCACACAGAGGUGGCAAUGCUACACUGCCAUGUAAAUUUUAUCGAGACCCUACAGCUUUUGGCUCAGGAACCCACAAAAUCCGAAUUAAGUGGACCAAGCUGACUUCAGAUUACCUCAAGGAAGUGGAUGUUUUUGUUUCCAUGGGCUACCACAAGAAAACCUACGGAGGCUACCAGGGGAGAGUGUUUCUGAAGAGAAGCAGUGAUAACGACGCUUCUCUGGUGAUCACUGACCUCACCCUGGAAGAUUAUGGGAAAUAUAAGUGUGAGGUAAUUGAAGGCUUAGAAGAUGAUACUGCUGUGGUUGCUUUAGAUUUACAAGGUGUGGUAUUCCCGUACUUUCCACGACUGGGACGCUACAAUCUGAAUUUCCACGAGGCCCAGCAGGCUUGUCUGGACCAGGAUUCCGUGAUGGCCUCUUUCGACCAGCUGUAUGAUGCCUGGCGGGGCGGGCUGGACUGGUGCAACGCUGGCUGGCUCAGCGAUGGGUCUGUGCAAUAUCCCAUCACAAAGCCCAGAGAGCCCUGUGGGGGCCAGAACACGGUACCCGGAGUCAGGAACUACGGCUUUUGGGAUAAAGAUAAAAGCCGAUAUGAUGUUUUCUGUUUUACAUCCAACUUCAAUGGCCGUUUUUACUAUCUGAUCCACCCUACCAAGCUGACCUAUGAUGAAGCAGUCCAGGCUUGCCUCAAAGAUGGUGCUCAGAUUGCCAAAGUGGGCCAAAUAUUUGCUGCCUGGAAACUUCUGGGAUAUGACCGCUGCGAUGCAGGCUGGCUGGCAGACGGCAGCGUCCGCUAUCCCAUCUCUAGGCCAAGAAGGCGCUGCAGUCCCACCGAGGCUGCAGUGCGCUUCGUGGGCUUCCCAGAUAAGAAGCAUAAGCUGUAUGGUGUCUACUGCUUCAGAGCAUACAACUGAGCGCGCUUCUAGAGCGCGGCAGUGUUAAAGUUACUAAGAACAUGUGAAAGGUUGUUUUGUGUUUUUUUUUUUUAAUAUGAACUCAUGCAAGUUACCAAAACUGUGAUAACCCUUUUUUACUUACUGUAAAGAGUCAUUUUCAUAAAAAAACAAUUCAUUAAUUUGUUUUUGUAAAACUACCAUUCAAUAUCUAUUAUAAAUUAAUAUAAUUUUAAGGGAAGUGCUACAUACGGAGGCUCUAGAGCCAAACUGUUUAGGUUACAUCAUCCCAACGAAGUAUUCCUUUCAUGAGCGGGGCUUGCAAUAGCUUGAGGAUUGCUAGGAUCCAAUGGAAAAAAGUAAAGCUACUCAGAACAGCAGCUUCCACAAGCACACAUUUUACAUAUUUGUACAAUUUUGAAAUGCACUACAAUAAACAAAUUAGAGCAACACAUUUGAAAUACAGCCUUCUUUACGGAAGCUAAGAUUCUGAGUGGUUGCACAAGGCUGUUUCACAAGGGAACAAUCUACACUUUUCUAAAAGUUAAUAUAUCUAGUUAACAAGAGACAAAACUUUACUCUUUAAAACCCUGCCUUUUUGACCAAAAAAAAAAAAAAGAAAAAAAAGACAUUCAUAUGGCUCAAAUGCACAGUAACAAGCACAGUUAAAACUUAUUAUAAUCCCAUUUAUAUGAAGUAUGAAACAAAUUAGCAGAUAAUAUUUAACCAAUGAGACUCCUACCUUCUAAUUAAAAUUACACAUGCCUGAGGAGAAUUAUUUUAUCUCUUGAGUAGCUUUACUGAGUCAUAUUUAAAUUCUAAGGGCCAUUUGCUAAGCAGCAUUUAGCAUCUACUCAGGGCAGUUAUAUAGAUAAACUGCUGGACAGAAAAAUUGUAAAAUUUAGCAGCUUGAUUUUAUGUUAGCUUAUGAAAUGUUAUUGUCCUAUAAAAAUAACUUUAAACUAUUUAAUAUUUCCUUCUUAUUUAGAUUACACAGAAAAAAAAAUGAAAGCAAUGAAUAACUAUACACUUGCCUACCCAAGAAAUAGGGACCCAGUCAUCACAGUUCUUAUUAUUCCUAUUUGUUUAUACACUAGAAAGUCCAACUGGUGCCUGUGUUUGGGGAAACGAAGUCAACAAAGUAAUUCUAAACCUUCCUCCAUACAAUGUGGUCACUUUCUUGCUGGUCAUCAUUAGGCUUAAAUGAAAUGCUGAAGACAUCAUCAAAAAGUUUACAGUAAAAUCUUCAGGGCUUUAAAUGAAACUGUAAGGCCAGCUUCAGAAAAAUAGCCUUCCACAUUAACAGCUCCAAUCUUAAAUAAAGAUGUUUUCCUAUAUUUUUAUGACUGUUGAGACCCCCCAGGGACCAAUAUUUGUAUUCAAAUUACAUUUCAUGGUUUCCCAUUGUUUCACAAUGAGUUUUAAUAAAUGAGAUUUAGUAUAAUAACUCAAGUAUGACAUAGCUGGUAUGCUUUCAUGAAUGUUUUUAUGUAGAUUUUCCUCCCCUGAACAUCAGUAAAUAAACCUAUUUCCUGAAUUGAUUGUGGUUGCAUUUAAAGCUCUAUAAUAAUUCUAAUAAAUUUGUGCUAU
This is a messenger RNA of Condylura cristata (star-nosed mole), 2653 nucleotides long. It is a transcript of the gene HAPLN1, whose product is annotated as hyaluronan and proteoglycan link protein 1. Gene Ontology annotation, molecular function: hyaluronic acid binding. The transcript is spliced from 4 exons. Gene Ontology annotation, biological process: cell adhesion. The record is from RefSeq and is a predicted model, not a curated record. NCBI's taxonomy places the organism in Eukaryota, Metazoa, Chordata, Mammalia, Eulipotyphla, Talpidae. The coding region runs from base 23 to 1084 and encodes 353 amino acids.